AUGCCACCAGCAGCCACUGUUGAUGAGAAUCGCUCAAAUAAUGGGUGGGUGAACCUGUUGAUCGAGUCAGUGAACGUGCCAUUGGAUACAGAUGGAUCACUUCUUUUCUCGACUGUUCAAUCGCUUAUCCCCGGCGCACAUGGACUCUAUUUUCGAGAUAAUGGACAAAGAAAAGCGUUGAGUCUUGACUCAACGACAGGAAAAGUGCUUUCUCCUUUUGGCGGCUGGACAGCACAAGAGAUUUAUGUGCAUUUAGCUCAUGGUCAUCGACAUGGUGCAAAUUGUGGUUAUGGUGGAGAGUACACGAAAGCUUCCGAAAUUUUCGAAAGAAAUUUGAGCGCUGUGCAAAAAUUGAUUUCCCAAGCAGGUCUAGGAUUUGGCGGCGCAAAGAGGACAGGAGAUGCAAAGGCUAGUCCAAAGCGAUCGCACAAGCCAAAGAGCGGCUUUGAAGCACAACCUGAGGAAGUGCAUGUGUCGGAUGAGAGCGAAUCUUAUCUCCAGCAACAAUUAGAUGCGAAGAAGAAAGAGCUUGAGCAAAUCAAUUCCGAAAAAGCUGAAUUGGAGUUGAGACUAAAAGACACCGAGAAUCUCUUGGAGGCGCAGAAAAGAGAGAAUGAAGAGUUGAGGACGAAUUUAAACGAAACAUUGACCCAAUCAGUUCCGGAAAUCAUUAUCGGAUCUCCUGAGCCAACUCCCACUUCAUCUUCGGAUAAAAAAAGAAAAGGCAAAAAGGGAAAAACUCCUGAAGAUUCGAGAGAUUUAGCAAUUCAACAAUUACAACAGGAAUUAGAAUAUGAAAGACAAAAGUGUAAUGAUUUAUCCUCUCAACUUGCUGCUAGCUCAUCAUCUGAAAGUGUGACGUUAGCUGAGAGAAAUGAAGCUCAAGCAAGGAUUAUCAAACUUCAGACUGAACUAGACGCUGCUCAUCAAAAAAUCCAAGAGCUCAUCGAGAAAGAGGAGGAGAUGAAUAAUCUUCACAAUUUGAUAGCCGAUUUGCGAAAACGUUUAACGUUAACGCAAAAGGAGAAAAUCGAAGUGGAAGCACAUUUGGGGUCAGCACAAGAAAAAGUCUCUGUUCUUGAGCAACGUGGUCCGAGAGCUGAUGAGUUAGAGAAAACGGCUCUCCUUACCGAGAGGAAUUCUUAUUUGGAGCAAACAAUCAACGCUCUUCAACAUCAAUUGGGAGAGGCUUGUGAUAAGUUGAGUCAAACAACGACAAACAAGGAUGAUUUAAUCGGUAGAAUGGGUGAAGAGAGGGAAAAAUUACAAUGGAAGAUUGGAGAGCUUACUCAAUGGUGGAAUGAUGCGAAAUGGAAAAUUGGUGAGCUUGAGGCUGGGAAUAAAAAGUUGACUGAAGAUCUGAUGGCGGCGAGUCAACAAUUGGAGAAGUUGAUGGAGGAUACUCGAAACGUGACUCCAUCGGGCGUUAAUGAGGCGAUCGCUGGGCCAGCUUCUAGAGCCACCUUUUCCGUCAAUCGACACAGUGAUCGAUGGCAAUUGCAGUCAUAUAUCAACACUGAUCCAAUGGCCCCACACUCGUCAACCUCUCCCCACCACCCACCACCAUCACCACUUCCAUUCCAAUAUCCUCAAUAUCCACCAAUCCCUUCAUAUCCAAUGCCAAUACCAUUUUUCUAUCCACCAUACGGAUUUCCAAAUCUUCAACCACAAAUACAAAAUGAGACAAGAAGGGUACUCUUUGAGAUCGAGGCACCUGAGGCAAAGACUAUUUUCUUGGCGGGUUCCUUCUUGAAUUGGGAAGUGGCACUCCUUUGUCGACCACUCGGAAAUGGAAAACACGGAGUUUGGGUGGAUGUGCCGAGGGGACAAUACGAUUUCAAAUUCCUUGUGGAUGGCGAAUGGAAAGCUUCACAAUCGUAUCACAUUUCAAACAACGAAUACGGAUCGAUGAACAAUAGUCGAAAUGUUGAA
Messenger RNA from Mesorhabditis belari, 1932 nucleotides. The record is from the annotation of a GenBank genome assembly. Lineage: Eukaryota; Metazoa; Nematoda; Chromadorea; Rhabditida; Rhabditidae.